Prinia subflava (tawny-flanked prinia) is the source of this 979-nucleotide messenger RNA. It is a transcript of the gene HIKESHI, whose product is annotated as heat shock protein nuclear import factor hikeshi. NCBI's taxonomy places the organism in Eukaryota, Metazoa, Chordata, Aves, Passeriformes, Cisticolidae. Gene Ontology annotation, molecular function: nuclear import signal receptor activity; Hsp70 protein binding. The record is from RefSeq and is a predicted model, not a curated record. Gene Ontology annotation, cellular component: cytosol; nucleus. Gene Ontology annotation, biological process: protein import into nucleus. Bases 322 to 798 code for a protein of 158 amino acids. The transcript is spliced from 6 exons.
GCCGGGGUGAGCGGGGGCGUGUUGACUUUCCGGGGACGGCUCUCAUGGAGGCUCGGGAAUAGCGAGGCGUCUGAAGGGGCUCGCCGGCCGCCGCCAUGUUCGGCUGCCUGGUGGCGGGCAGGCUGGUUUCCAUGAUCCUGGGGUUGUGCCAGCCAGGUGGUCAACAGCCACUUCUUAGUGACUUGGCAACCUCUUCUGCACCCUACUUUCCUCCUACGCACAUGGGGAGCGAAGGUACAAGCUGCACCCCAACAAGUGGCUGAAGACAAAUUCGUAUUUGAUUUACCAGACUAUGAAAACAUCAACCAUGUAGUGGUCUUCAUGCUGGGAACUAUACCAUUUCCAGAUGGAAUGGGAGGAUCUGUCUAUUUUUGUUACCCAGACCAGAGUGGGAUGGCAGUGUGGCAGCUACUGGGGUUUGUCACUAAUGAGAAGCCAAGUGCCAUCUUCAAAAUUUCUGGUCUGAAAUCUGGGAAGGGAAGUCAACACCCCUUUGGUGCCAUGAACCUCCCACAGACUCCAACAGUGGCUCAGAUUGGAAUCUCAGUGGAACUGCUGGAGAACCUGGCCCAGCAGACUCCUGUUGCAAGUGCUGCUGUGUCAUCAGUAGAUUCAUUCACAGAGUUCACUCAGAAGAUGUUGGAUAACUUCUAUAAUUUUGCUUCCUCGUUUGCUGUUACUCAGGCACAGAUGACCCCAAAUCCUUCUGAAGCUUUCAUUCCUGCAAAUGUAGUUCUGAAAUGGUAUGAAAACUUCCAGAGACGUCUGACACAGAACCCUCUCUUUUGGAAAACAUAAGCUUAAAUUCUGUCAUUUGGAGUUCUUUCUAAAGUGUUACCUGAAAGCUGCAUCAAGUAACUCUACUGAAGAUUGUCAGGGGGGAGGAGGGGAAAAACCCGAACAAUUAGUCUGAAUAGACAAACCAGUAACUUUUAUAUUACUCUUGAACAAUAUUUAAAAUUAAAAUCAAUGAAAAUGA